AUGGAUGUAUUAAGAAGAGAUAAAUCCACUGAAGCACUUGCUGAUAUUCUUGAUGAACUAUAUGUUAAGGAUAUUAAAGCAAAUGGUAAUUUGAUAUAUGCUGGAUUAUUAUUAAGUAAUAUGAAUUCCCAUAGCAACAUCGAAACACAUUUUAGUAAUAAUAAUCCUAAUCUAGUAAUUAUUUCUAUUGGUAUAAAUAAUCCGGGCAGGCUCAUAACAGAAGCAUAUGCUUUGGCUGAAUCUAAAUUAAGUAAACCAACUACGUUAUGA
This is a messenger RNA of Rotaria sordida, 270 nucleotides long. Lineage: Eukaryota; Metazoa; Rotifera; Eurotatoria; Philodinida; Philodinidae. The record is from the annotation of a GenBank genome assembly.